CAGGACCGUUACAUUAAUGAGGAUUUCCAAUCACUAUUCAUAAAAGUUUGGGACUAAAGCAAGAAAGGGCACAGGCAUUUAGAAACGUGUUGAGUAAAAAUAACCGUUAAAAUAUUAAAAACUACGAAUGUACUUUCUUAAUAUAUAAUACAAGGUACUAUUUUAUUCAUUUUUUGGGGGGACGCUGCAUCAGCAAAUAUGCCACAAAAUCAAAAGCAUAUCUUUUUAUAUGCUAAGGGAACAUUUUGCAGCGGGUAAAAAACCUUGAACCCCUGAUUCUCACCACUGAAAAAUAAGUGCCAAGAGAAGUUUGCUUCAGAAUCUCAAGUUUCCUUUUUUAACAGUUCUAUUAAUUAUUGUUUCCAUUAUAUCAUUUUGCUUUUGCUCCAAACAUCUAUCCGAAAACAGCAGGAAGAAGACAUCUCCAGAUAGCCCCCUGAACCGAGCAAGUCAAGGUGAGACGGAAAAUGAACUCCUGCAAGUGGUACCAGAGAACAAUUCGGAGUCCGAAGCUGUUCCACUCGGUUCUGCUGCUCGUGCUGCUGCAGUCAGGAGCUCUGGGGGCGAGGAAGAUGCGAGGCAGCCGCGCGCAGCCACGACGGGCACAGCCGUCCCCGCAGUACAGGGAGCGGGGCGAGGCGACCGAGAGCUUUCCCUUGGACUUCACCGCGGUCGAAGGGAACAUGGACAAUUUCAUGACCCAAGUGAAGAACCUCGCGCAGUCCCUCUACCCGUGCUCUGCGCAGAAACUCGACUACGACAUGAAGCUGCGCUUUUUGGAGAAUACGUCGGUCACGUGCAACGAUGGAACCCCGGCGGGGUACUACAUAAAGGAGUCCAAGGGAAGCCGGAGAUGGCUGGUAUUCCUGGAAGGGGGCUGGUACUGCUUCAGCAAGGAGAACUGUGACGGCCGCUACGAGACCAUGAGGAGGCUAAUGAGCUCGUCCAAGUGGCCACAGACCAAGACAGGUACCGGAAUUCUGUCUCCACAACCUGAAGAAAACCCUCACUGGUGGAACGCCAACAUGGUCUUCAUUCCUUACUGUUCCAGUGAUGUGUGGAGUGGAGCCUCUGCCAAGUCUGAGAAAAAUGAAUAUGCCUUCAUGGGGACUUUGAUCAUUAAGGAGGUGGUGAAAGAACUUUUGACCAAAGGACUGGAAAAUGCAAAAGUGCUGCUGCUGGCUGGGAGCAGUGCUGGUGGGACGGGGGUACUGCUGAAUGUGGACCAGGUGGCGGAGCAGCUGGUGGAGUUGGGGCACACAGCCAUCCAGGUGAGAGGGCUCUCCGACUCGGGCUGGUUCCUGGACAACAAACAAUACAGAGGCACCGACUGUGUGGACACCAUCAGCUGUGCCCCGACCGAGGCCAUCAAGAGAGGGAUAAAGUACUGGAGUGGUGUGGUCCCAGAGCGCUGUAGACUGGCCCAUGAGGGGGAGGAGUGGAACUGCUUCUUUGGAUAUAAAGUUUACCCCACACUGAAGAGCCCGGUGUUUGUGGUGCAGUGGCUGUUCGAUGAGGCCCAGCUCACGGUGGAUAACAUCCAUCUAACCGGUCAGCCGGUGCAGGAGAGUCAGUGGCGCUAUAUCCAGAACCUGGGCAGUGAGCUGAGGAACACGCUGAAGGAUGUCCCGGCCAUGUUUGCUCCUGCCUGCUUAUCACAUGAAGUGAUCACCAGAAACUACUGGUUGGACAUCCAGGUGAAGGGCACCUCCCUGCCCAGGGCCCUGCAGUGCUGGGACCGCAGUCUCCACGACAACAGCAAGAACAACAAGGCCCCGCCCAAGGGCUGCCCCGUGCACCUGAUUGACAGCUGCCCCUGGCCGCACUGCAACCCCACCUGCCCCACCAUCCGGGACCAGCUGACGGGCCAGGAGAUGAACGUGAUCCAGUUCCUCAUGCACAUGGGCUUCGACGUGCAGAAGAUGGCCCAGCAGCAGGGCAUGGAGCCCAGCAAGCUACUGGGCAUGCUCAGUAGCGGCAGUUAAAAACGGCUGGCAAGCCAGGCACUCUCCCUGUUUCUCUUUCUCUCUUCCUGUCUUUCUGUCUCUGUCUUUAUCUAUCUCUCUAUCUCUUCCUGUUUCUCUCUCUGUGUCUACUUCUCUCUCUCUCUCUCUCUCUCUGGCUCUCUCUCCAUCUUGAGUUCUUACACACUCUCCUAUGUUGGACACACCCCUUCACCUCCCUUCACAUGCUUCGGGUUAUUUUUUCCCCUGAAGGACGUUCACAGGAAAAAUGGCCGUUUUCUUCUGGAGACAAGGAGCAGGGACAGAACAUCGUGUUUUAUGUUUUUUUUUUUUUUCAGGAAUGUUCCGUCCGUGUGAGCUCAGCGGUAAUCCUCCUCCUGUCCUCUGGGUGUCGCUGUAAUCACUGCUCUGUGGUGAAUUAUGACAGAACCUUUUCGUGGUGAUGUGAUGAAAAAUAAGUGCCCCUCUCCCCACCAUGUUCCCACCCCUUCCUUCCUGCCCCCUGUUGCUAUUGCCCUGUUCUACUCCUUUGGCCCCUCCCUGUUGUGGUAGCCACACCCCCCUGUUCUGAUUGCCCGCCUUUUUUCCUUCGACAACCUUGCGAGGACGGCUAUGACUGGGCAACAUCAAAGAGAGAGUCACCAUGGCAACACGACAAAAAGGCACAACCCUCCGCAACUUCUUUUUUUUCCUCCUAUGAUUUAUCUUUUGGUUGUAAAAGAAAAAACUAAGGAAUGUAAUCCCGUUUUAAGGAUUCUCGUUUUGCAUUUUUUUUUUUUUGUUUGUGGUUUGGUUUUGUUUUGCUUUUGUUUUUUUGUUUUGUUUUAAAUCUGGGUCAUCUGGUCAAAAAAGCCAAGGACUCAAUGAUCUUAAUAUGGUGUAUUCUCUGUGUAAUUUCAACAUGUGCAUAAAUAUAAAUGUAGUGUAAAUGUAUGCAGAAGCUGCCGGAUGUCUGCCGGGUGAAAGCUGGCUUUGUCAUUACCCAGCUGGCCAUGUUCAUCUCUCUCUGUGACGGAGGACACACAGACAAGCACUGGCUCCUGCAGCCUCGCUACGAACUGCGA
Anguilla anguilla (European eel) is the source of this 3028-nucleotide messenger RNA. RefSeq names its product notum, palmitoleoyl-protein carboxylesterase b (gene notum1b). The coding region runs from base 468 to 1985 and encodes 505 amino acids. The transcript has 11 exons. Gene Ontology annotation, molecular function: hydrolase activity. The record is from RefSeq and is a predicted model, not a curated record. Lineage: Eukaryota; Metazoa; Chordata; Actinopteri; Anguilliformes; Anguillidae.